GGUAUAAUAGCUGCCCCCCCAUGGGGGAUUCACAGCGAUUUGAGCAUGCUAGCCGUUGGAUUUGCACAGUAACUUGAUCUUGGCCGUCCCUUAUCCCACGCGCGUGCCUUCUGGUUGGCUGGCGAGCCUCCACGGUGUAAUUACCGUUCGUCCAGCGCGGUGGAAAGAAGACAUGGAGCAGCCAUUCCCUACCCGCAUCUGGGUGCGUCCGGGCCCCACGGUCGCAUGGGCCCGCGUGUCUGCCGCUGCGGCUCGCUAGCGGCCUCGUAUGGGGGCGUGACGGUGGCCGGAAAUAUCUCACCUGGGCGGGUAGAUAGCGGGGUAUCUUCGUCUUCUCCAUCGAUGGCCGGUGCGGGCGGUUCCGUGGCGGCGCGCCAUUAGCCCACGGGAGAAGCUCUCACUGUGCGGGGCACUAUACCCACGAGCGCCGUCGCUUCGGAGGACCAUCCUCCUCACUUCCCCCCCCCCACCUCCCGCCUCUUCCGCUUCGAGCGCUCCGUCCUCGCAGCCCCGCCUCCUCCGCAUCGCCGCUCCGCCGCAGAUCCAGUGCCAUCCGCCGCGUCCCGUGCCGUCGCCGGUGGUCGGCCUUGCCUCAUGGCGCCGAUCUGCCAUGGAUUCGGUUAAGGUCGUCCGUCUGCUGGGAUUGCCGCGUCUGCUGCCCGCGGCUGCUUCAUUUGGCCUGCUGUUCGACUCGUCCUGUGGUUAUUUGGUAUUGUGAGUUGUUGCUGCGACUCCUUUCUCAGGUUACUUGCUGCUGUUACCUUGUAUUCCCGUUCUUCACACUGUCAAGUUUCAGAAGAGGUAUCAUGGAUGUUGAGUGGGGAAACAAAGCUAUCGUCAUGAAAUACUUGUUCAAGUAUGUUACAAAAGGUUCAGAUUUCUCGAAGCUAUAUUUGGAGAGAAUUAGAGGCAAAGGUGUUCCUGUAGGUAGUGAUGGUCAGGACAAUCAUACGGUCAUUGACUGGGGUCAUUUGGAUGCUCCAGCUUCCACUGACAUGCCUACCUCUGCGGUUGGCUCCGUAAUGCUGCUCCCGCCAUCGGUUACGAAGCCUCCUGGACCUAGCGAUGGCAAGUGUGAUAUCGAUUCACAGGUCAAGAGGGCUCUGUUCACUGGCUCAUUGCCUGAACAUGGCAUCGGGGCUGUGCAGGAGUUGGCUCCUCGAGUUGAGCCUGAGGAGGUUGGUUUACCUGUGGUCGAGGCUCCUGAAUCUUCACCUAGCCCAUCUGUUGCUCCUUCGACGGACAAAAACUCAAACACGCGUAUGCAGUCGCGUGAUCAGGCGGAUGGCCUCGGCGAAAACAAGAAGUCUUGACUUAGAAAGAGAAGUGCUUCCUCUAGGCGUCGGAGGCCUUUGGUAGCUGUUUGCUUGACGCCCCUACCUUUUGCAGUGGUCAUGUACAUAUGAACAAGUUACCUGUUGCAGCAGUCCUCCUCUGUGCGUUGGAUGGUGGUUCUACCCUUCGAUGAAGUUCGCUAUAUGCGAGUGCUUUUGGUUCUCUGUUGUCAGCUAUUUAGUUAUGCAGUUUGCUUCAUCGGGUGGUGUACUUGGUGUACUUGGGCCAGGAAAGAGACUUGUGUAUAUUCCUGGUCUACCGCUGCUAUGUUCUUAUUAUUAGUAUGUGCUCCGCACUAGACUUUGUGGCUCUGUCAGAAGGAAGACUUUGUAAGUUCCUGAUUUGAUGCCAUUGUGUGCUUCCUAUGAACUUAUCUAGGUCUAUGAAAAAAGGACUUGGCUCGUCUAUGCCAUUGUGUGUUCCCUUUCAGAUUUGCAUUCCUAGCAUUCUGAUAUGUUAUUCAAAACUUAUGCGUGUUUCUCAUCAAUUUAUGAUGUCAGAGGUAUAUUCCACCGAUUCCUCUCACCUCUGAUCUCGGAUGUUGUGGCAUAAAGUGAUAAACUGUAUGCAAAGACAAGAGCUCAGAAUACAUGUUAAGUGAUUGCUCAGGUUCUUUUGCUUCACCUCUACUUGAGCACAUGUUAACUGAAUUCCAUAAUCAUGUCUGGAUCUUGAUUCGAUGUGCUUCAUAUAGUACUUGCAGAAUUCAGGUCAUGCUGGCUUGUUUUCCCUUGUUUUGAACUUUUGAUGUUUCGAUAGGUUCUAGCAUAGUAAAUCCUCUUGUUACACGUAUACACUCAUAACUGAACUUCUGAUGCUUCGAUAGGUCCUACCAGUUUACUUAUGUGUCAUGUUUAGUGCAUGACAAGUGAAUCAAGAUCUCAUUUUGAUAGAGGUUGGUAAGUUAAUUUCUAAUUCGAUAUAGUGAAGUGUAUUUGUUUCUACAUUACUUAUUUUGAGAGCGAGUAUCUGUUUUAAAUUUGCCUUAUUUCGACCAUUUGAUAGUGAGAUGAUACAAUAAUUUCUCAUUUUUGAGUUCUCGUUAUUUGUGAUGCUUUGUGUGAAUUCUCAUGUUUUGAAAAGGAGAUUUGUACAUCCUUAUUAUGCUUCAUGUCCUUUUGUCAAAAUGCAAUAUGAUGGCUGACUGUUCGGUGGUAAGUUUUGGCAUAGAACCACACAUUACAUCAUUGAUCGUUAUUUUGAUCACAUGUACUUGUAUUUAGCACACUUAAGUACAUAAAUGGAUACCUGGUGGUGAUUAUUGAUUAAUAACGAGAGUAGAGCUAAUAAGAAUGCUCCUUUUUACUAAGAAAAUAUAUGCACUUGCCUUUUGUACUUUUUACCCUGUUCUGUUAUUAGGAACAUAUAGCUACAUGGUUGCCUUUGCUGGUACCAUAGUACAUUUUACUAAUUCGUCAUCAAAUUCUUCUCCGUAUAUAAUGGAUACUAAUGUGAUAUGCUUUUGCUUCUGCGGCGUAGAUUAUAUUAGGUUGACCUUGCCGCUGUUAGCGCUGGACGAAAGCUGCUGCUGGCCGAGACAAUGGUUCUUCACUGCUAAUAUUGGUCUGUUGAUUUGGCCACGGUAUGUUAAACUGACGGUUACUAAUUAACCUAACCAAAAGGGAACAUCUAGGGAUGCGACUGACUACACUAGGAUCCCACAUGAUUUAUUUUUUAUCUAUAGAUUUCAGUAAUUAUGGAUAGAAAGAGGGCUCAUUCAUCCAUGUUGUGCUUCAAGUUUAACAAUAUUUUCUAUUUUGAGUUAGUAUCUUCGUAGUAUUCAGCUCUGUAUAGACUCCAUAUGUAGGUUGUCUGUUUCUGUAGGUAAAGAAAAUAGAGAUAUGUAUAUCCCCCCCCCCCCCCACCCAAAGCUUAUUGGUAAUGUUUGUUUUCCAUUUGCGAACUAGAUUAAUCUCACAGUUAUUUGGUUCAUCAUGCAAUUGAGACUCUGUUUCUACAUAGAAUUCGCAUCGCAUCUUUUAGUUUAAUCAUCUGUAUGCUGCAUGCUUUCAAUUUGUAUAAAUGUUCAGUAUAGUGUUUCACAAAUCCGUUUACCAAUACAUAAAACGGAGAAAGGGCGUCAAGGAGUGCCCCUAAUUUUUUGGUCAUUCUAUUGGUCCUAAGACAAACAACUGUCUUCAUCUGAUGUACAGAUGUGCUUGAAAAGAUUUUAGCAAUCUCCUGUAAUUCCUUUCUAUGUCUAUAUGUUCAUUCUAUUUAUAGUCUGGCUAUUGCAAUGACCCUAACGGCGAGGUGCUAAAAUUUGAUCUUUCGGGUGAUAGUGAUUUAAUGGAAACACGUUCAGGUUCCUUGGGAAAAAACGCUUGUUAUUCUUGGUUGCACUACUUUCCGAGAUUAUUCCGGUAUCCGCUCUUUAUUUUGUCACAGAUGCCGACAUGCUAUCAUUUCUAUCUUUCUUGUCAACAUAUCUGUGCAGUGAAAAGGGGUCUAAGCCGUCACGACAGCUUGUAGAUGGUAGAUGGUACAUCAACGUAGACAUCCCUGAAAUAAUUGUCCUCCCUGCUUGGUACAACAUUUUAUCCUGACUUGUCUGUAAUGUAAUAUUGAAUGAUACUGGCAGAUCUUUUUUUAAUCUUCUUUCACUGCAGUUGACCAAUUAAUCCAACGAAAAAUAUUUGGUGGCUACCAAUAUUGCUCUGUGUCACCAAGUAGGCGACUAUCUGAGAAAUCUCUUGCUGAAUUGAUCAACUUCAGUCUUGCAUGUGAUUGUUUACAGAAGAUGAUGGCCUCCUAUUCUUAAACUUACAAUUGUUAUGCACUCAUGUAGUGUAGGUUUGUUUAUAGCCUCUUCAUUUUGUUGCUUUUGACCGUUAUCACCAUUUAUGAUAGGUUAAUUAGAUUGAUAUCGUUGAAAUUUCGUAUGGUUCCAGUAAUUAUGUGUUCUCUUAAUUUUAUGAGCUUAUUAUAUACUUUUGACAAAGCAUCCCUUGCUUGAUUUUGUUGCUCACGAGCAAGCCA
Molecule: messenger RNA, 4314 nt
Organism: Lolium perenne
Lineage: Eukaryota; Viridiplantae; Streptophyta; Magnoliopsida; Poales; Poaceae
Source: RefSeq, a predicted model, not a curated record